Molecule: messenger RNA, 1419 nt
Organism: Olea europaea var. sylvestris
Lineage: Eukaryota; Viridiplantae; Streptophyta; Magnoliopsida; Lamiales; Oleaceae
Exons: 3
Coding region: 277-1101 (274 amino acids)
Source: RefSeq, a predicted model, not a curated record
CCCCCGCCUUCGCUAUUUAAAUUAAAUCCAAUUCAUGGAUCACACAAUCUUAAGUUCUUCUCUUACAAGGAUUUCUCUGCAUCCUUCAGUAUUUUUUCUUAUUCAGCUUUUUUAAUGGUUUCUUGAAACAGUACCAGUGGCCGAAGCAAAACCCUUUAUGAAGCUUGCAAAUUUCUGUGCAUUGAUUGCAGCCUUUUGGAUUCCUCUGGAAUCUUGAAGCAAACUGGAACCGCCCAUCUUGUUUUCUCUGGAUUUUGAAUUUUUGGAGUUCCGAUCAUGGAACGUUUUAUGCGGCAAAAUUGGGAUAUAUAUAGACAGCAACCUCCUAGGAGAAGAUCACAGUACAAGAAGUCAACCUGGGUUGGCUGGCAGCCUGCAGUACAUUUAUGGGAGAAAGAAUUCUGCAAAGUGGUCGGUUCGCUGGACUGGGAAAUGUUUUUGCGCAAGAAGAAGUUUGUUCACCUAUAUGAGAAUGUGAUCAACUGGGAUGACUCUGAAGGUAAAGAGGCAUUUGAAAAUGCCAAGACACGAUUCUGGUCGGAAAAACAUGGUGUUCCCUGUGAAAUACCAUUGCCUGAUCCUGAUCUUUACAUAGACGAAAUAAAUUGGGAUUUGGAAAAGGAUAUCGAGCUGCCAUCUGACCUUGACGUCGAUCCUGUGUUUCCUGAUCCGGAUGAAAACCUUGAGCCAGCCGUUAUUUUUGGAGAUUCGUUCUUAGUUAACCAAGCAUCUUCACCCACUGACUGGGGUGACUAUGAAAAGACUAAUCAUGUGGAUCCAUGGGAGAAUAAUUGGGGCAAUGCAUUUCCUAAUGGAGCUCCGAUUGGAUUCACAGGAUUUUGUAAUAAUGCUAGGAAUUUCAAUGGCGGAAGUGGGUAUGCACCGUGGAUAGGUGGUUGGAAUAAUACAUGGGGAUGGAAUUAUGCUCAUUACCCUUACAAUUAUGGAGUCGAACCUGCAAAUGUUUACGACAGGAGCGCUAAUGAAGGGCAAGGAAUAUGUGACGUGAACACUGCUGCGCAGGUCAAUGCUGGUAAUUACGUCUGGUGGAACAAUGAGGGACAACAGAGAGCAACAUAUAGGAGAAAUCUCGAAUGCUGAUGAAGUGCCGACUUUAGGAACUUUAGGAGGGUGGAACUCGAUUAAUUCAUGUGGACCGGUUACUCAACAGGCUGCAAAUAGCUGUUGGAAGAAUGUGGAAUUAGGAAGAUAUCUUUUAACUGGAUGCAGAGCGGAAUGAGUCACUAAUUUCUUUCUAUUGUCUUAUUUAUGCAUAUUUGGAGCUUCUGCUGAAGGAUUACUCUAAAAUUUUGAAUAUAGUUUUCUGAUUUUGCUGAGGUUGUAUCGUAAGUUGACGAGUUAUUGUUCAUCUAUUAGUGCUUUUUGCAUUUUCUGCGUAUAAAAAGUGAGUAUUAAAUA